This is a messenger RNA of Galendromus occidentalis (western predatory mite), 2558 nucleotides long. Its product is annotated as cyclic AMP-responsive element-binding protein 3. The record is from RefSeq and is a predicted model, not a curated record. Lineage: Eukaryota; Metazoa; Arthropoda; Arachnida; Mesostigmata; Phytoseiidae. The transcript has 4 exons. Bases 245 to 1744 code for a protein of 499 amino acids. Gene Ontology annotation, molecular function: RNA polymerase II cis-regulatory region sequence-specific DNA binding; DNA-binding transcription factor activity, RNA polymerase II-specific. Gene Ontology annotation, biological process: regulation of transcription by RNA polymerase II. Gene Ontology annotation, cellular component: nucleus.
GGUAGUCUAAGCACAGGCAAAGAGCCGGGCUUCGGCUCCGAAAACCACGUGUUGGUAAUUGAACACUCAGCUCAGGCCCACGGAGUUCCUUUUCGAGUGAUUCAGUGCGCUCAGAACCAUUUCUGCUCGAGAGAGCAGCUCUCCACGGAAUCAUCGUCCACGUCGUCGGUGUCGAACCCACGUCCCGGCGAACAUAUGUGACACAGAGUGAAUAAUCGUCGUAUCGGCUGCGCCCGCCCGAAGCAUGGACACCCUGAACUUCUUCGACCUACUCGAUAGGGACCCUAUCGACUCCAUUUUGGAUAAGGAGCCGGCCCUCCUUUCCGAUCUUCCCCAAGAGCUAGAGAGCGACUAUAUACCGAAUGAAGACUCAUCACUCGAGUUUUGGACCAAGUACCUCACCAAUGGUGACAUCGAAGCAGCGGCUCCCCCUUCGCCAGACGUUGAGGAGAUCGACCUUAAGGAAGAGGCUAUCGACCCCCAGUCGAUGUACGAGCAUUCUUAUUGCUCGCAGAGCAAUCCUUCGACCACACACUCGAAACCUCCUGUAAAAAAUGAAAUCAAACAGGAGCGCUCGGGCUCGCCUCACAUGUCCACGUCCUCGGGCGUAUCUUCUUGUGGCGGGAAAGAGGACACAUGUGACGAGGAUACCGGAGAUGAAGACAUCGAACUCGAUGUGACCUCCUCGCCACUCUACGAGGAAGAAUUAUGCGUCGAAGACAUGGACGACGGUGAGGAAGUUCUGUCGGGCGAUAUCGCUGCCGAUAUCAUCAUCACGUCGAGCGAGACACCGGUCGUGAACACCGUGACGGGACACAGUCGACCACACAAAAUCAUCACGACAACCUCCAUCAAAUCCAGAACCCUGAAAUCCGGACGCAAUCAGAGUGGUGGCCACACGAUCAGUGGUCCUGCGGGUACCCUGGUGCUAACGGAGGAAGAGGUGCGCCUUAUGAAGAAAGAGGGCGUUCCCAUCCCGGCGCAAUUACCCUUGACAAAACAUGAAGAGCGAGAGCUGAAGAAGAUUCGGCGGAAAAUCAGAAAUAAACAGAGCGCACAAGACAGUCGGAAACGCAAGAAAGAAUACGUUGACGGUCUGGAAAGCAAGGUGAAGCAGUGCAGUCAACAGAAUGUCGCUCUCCAGAAAAAAGUCGAAACUCUGGAACGACAGAACAAUUCACUGCUUGUUCAGCUUCGCCGACUUCAGAGUCAACUCAGCGGUCAGCCCAACCCCGGACUCAACAACGGGGCACAGACGUCCACAUGCGUCAUGGUCCUCUUGCUGUCGUUCUCGUUAUUGUUGCUGCCCAAUUUGAAAAACUCGCUCUAUCAACAAAGCAAAAGCGCCAACUCUCAGGCCCAGCUUGAGAAGUUGACGGGAGAACUGCUUUCGCGACUGGGAGAGCAGACGCCCAAUUCCGUCGAAGACACCGAUAUCCCUGCAACUGUCAAGAGCCGUUCGCUUUUGUUCUCCAAGGAGGAAUCUUUCAAGGACAUCACGAUGAGAUGCCCAACGCAGAUGGGCUACCGAGAGGACCCUGUCAGCGAUGAAGAGGACUCAUCUUCCGGAAAAGUUUCCGAAGCUUGGAAGAGCAACAACAUUUCUUCCGAAGAACUUCGAUUAAGCCUCAAGCGUCUGCCGUCUCCACCGCUAACUCCUCCGAUGGGCAACAGCGACGAGGAGUCUGUCGACGGGUUCAGUAACAGCAACAACACCAAGAGACUUCGACUUGUUCAGAUGUGAAGGCUCGAUCAGAUCCGGGAGGAGCUCGGUCGUCAUUCGUUCAGGACUGACGCCAGAUUUCAAUAGUGGAAUUCGUCGAAAUGAGCGGGCUGCCUACAGAAAGGGUGGAUGCCUUGGCGCCCACGAUACGUUAUAGUUGCAAUGUUUCCCGACCUCGGCCGCCCUUCGGGAUGAUUUUUGAACAGCUCUCCUCUGAUUCUCGCCUACAAGUUCCAGCUCCGAGCUCUGCCGUAUUGUCAGACACGGUUAACAACGUUUGAAAGGAAGCGCGGCCGAAGCUGCGAGACUCUUGGCUUGGGAAUGUUCUGGUAGGGAGGGACUCGAGAUAUAUAAUACAUAAAGAUAUAUAAAAAUAUAUAUUCAUAAGUACAUACGAACGAACACACAACACGCAGACAAACAAGCAAACAAACAGAAACACACAAGAAUUUUGUGUAAAUUGGUUCUGAUCUCACACGCGUGGCGGUGAUGGCUUCCGAUUCUCGAUCCCGCGGGCUUCCUUCUCAUUUUCGACUGUCUGAUGGUGUUGUUCGAAAGCCGCAGGACGAGAUCCUAACUGCAUCUUCUUCGCGCCGAGCGUGAUCUGGGACUCUGGAUAUCGAAACUCAUAAGGGUUGACAUAAACCCCAGCCUUGUUUCGCAAUUUUUACGACCUCUUCUAGCUGUCAGCUUAGUUAUGGCGCCGAAGGCUCAGCAAGUGAAGCGGGGCCCAGGCUGCCCGCUAGGUACGGAAAGUGAACUAAAAUUAAGCUUUCUUCAAGAGUUCCGUUCGAUGUGAUAGAUCACGAGGCAAAAUACAUCAAUGACCAUACUA